Fulmarus glacialis (Northern fulmar) is the source of this 2054-nucleotide messenger RNA. RefSeq names its product CMP-N-acetylneuraminate-beta-1,4-galactoside alpha-2,3-sialyltransferase. NCBI's taxonomy places the organism in Eukaryota, Metazoa, Chordata, Aves, Procellariiformes, Procellariidae. The annotation marks the transcript as partial. The transcript has 6 exons. The record is from RefSeq and is a predicted model, not a curated record. Gene Ontology annotation, molecular function: sialyltransferase activity.
AUAAUCUGAUCAAAGCCAUCCUGUCAGCAACCAAAGAUUACCGUCUAACUCCAGCUCUUGACAGUCUCAGCUGCCGGCGUUGUAUUAUUGUGGGAAAUGGUGGAGUACUUGCAAAUAAGUCAUUGGGGUUAAAAAUUGAUGACUAUGAUGUUGUUGUCAGGCUGAACUCGGCUCCAGUGAAGGGCUUUGAAAAAGAUGUGGGUGGCAAGACAACUCUCCGGAUCACAUAUCCUGAAGGUGCAAUCCAGAAAAUGGAGCAGUAUGAGAAGGAUUCCCUGUUUGUUCUGGCAGGAUUCAAAUGGCAGGAUUUCAAGUGGCUGAAAUACAUUGUUUACAAGGAGAAAGUGAGUGCCUCUGAUGGCUUUUGGAAGUCAGUGGCAACUCGUGUCCCAAGAGAACCUCAUGAGAUACGUAUCCUGAAUCCCUACUUCAUCCAGGAGGCAGCUUUCAGCUUCAUUGGACUGCCUUUCAACAACGGCCUGAUGGGCAGAGGUGACAUCCCCACCUUGGGAAGCGUAGCAAUAACCAUGGCGCUCCACAACUGUGAUGAGGUGGCGGUAGCUGGGUUUGGCUAUGACAUGAGUUCACCCAAUGCACCGCUGCACUACUAUGAGAACAUCAAGAUGUCUGCCAUCAAAGAGUCCUGGACGCACAAUAUCCAGCGGGAGAAGGAGUUCCUGCGGAAGCUGGUGAAAGCCCGAGUCAUCACUGACCUAACCAGUGGGAUUUGAGUGGCUGCAGCCACUGCCUCCAAGGGAGGAGACAAAGACACACGCUGCAGCUCUGGGAGCAGGCACUGGCAGCCCCCCCGCAAGAAUCCCACCUCACUGAAGACACACAGAGAUGCCCAGGUGCUCUGGGAAGACCCUCUCACAUUGCCAGUCUGCACGAGGGUUGCAUCUGCUGCCUCCGGGCUUAGAGCUGGCAGGAGGUGGGCAAGGGACUGAGUGGGCUGUUCUUGAACUCUGCAUCGCAGACGGAUAUUCUGUGUCCUGAAUUAAACAGGAAAGACUCAGGAGAGAGAAGAAAGGUUUGUGAAUAAAACGAUUUGUGCCAAAUGGGAGGUGACGCUGCCCCGAGGCAGCAAUGCCUGAAUGUACAAAGUAUUAUUUUUUAAAAGAAACUCUGCUGGAAUCAUACUAGAAAUACCAAGGUGCAAGGCAAAGUCUGCUUGUGCACAGCCCUGCGAAAAGCCUGGCCUCUCCAUGCUCCACCUGUGUUGUCACCGGCCUCAGACCUUUCCCCAGGAAAACAAAUCCGUCCAAAAGUUCAGUGUCGUUGGUGCUGCUAUAAUUUGAAGGGAGAAUAAUGGCUUUCCCUCAUUCUCCACUUGGAGCUUCUGGAUGGAGAUGAGCAUGGGUUUGUUUUUCUGCACUUUUCCUUGCUUCCCGCAUAGAGGCGGCAGCAGCAGUCACUUACUUGGCUGCAUUUUCCAUAGCCGUUUGCCCUGCUCUGCCUCUGCCCUGACCCCAAGGUGGAGCGGGGAGCUGAUGGCUUUCUCUGCCUGCAGCAGACCCUCCCCACCUUCCUGCCGGUCACAGCGCUGAGGAACCUGCCUCGUUGUGCUCAAGGCUUUCAGGCCUCUUGGUUUGUGCCUGCUGUGCAGGGCCGCCGUGGAGUCCGUGCAGAUUGGUGUCACCAUUUCUAGACAGCAUCUCGCUUUAUUUUUGUGUGGGAGAGGAGUAAUUUAUUCUUUGGAAGGAGGUCAGAUCUUGCACAGAGAUCUGAAGCUUUACAAUUCGAGAGCAGGCCACCGAAGAUGUUUGUUUUACUUUCCAGACUCAAUCAUAUUCCCUAUUUAAGCGAUGUGUGACCUCAGUGAUGAUGGAGCCUGCUGGCACGGGUGGGGGCCUGCUGGGAACCCUCACCUUCUGCUCGGCCCCUGCUCACUUCGUUUCCAAGCUCCUCCCGUGCUGCUCUAGCACUGCUGCUCCUCCUGCUCUCAGGAGCACGUCCCUUCCUUUGCCGUCUUGGUCCCAAGAUGCAGUAUUUGCACAUUUGAUUUGUAUACGUAUUUCAGAGGAGCUGGAAUAAACUGAGCAGCGUGGCCGAGU